Hibiscus syriacus is the source of this 745-nucleotide messenger RNA. Its product is annotated as NADH dehydrogenase [ubiquinone] iron-sulfur protein 4, mitochondrial-like. Gene Ontology annotation, biological process: electron transport chain. Bases 79 to 549 code for a protein of 156 amino acids. The transcript is spliced from 5 exons. The record is from RefSeq and is a predicted model, not a curated record. NCBI's taxonomy places the organism in Eukaryota, Viridiplantae, Streptophyta, Magnoliopsida, Malvales, Malvaceae.
UUAUUCACUUGCAUCCUAAUCUGAAAAUCGAAGAGAUUAUAUUUCCUUUCCAGGAGAGCAUAGAUUCCAAGGAAGACGAUGGCCGCCGCGAACUCGCUGCUAAAACUAACGAACCAAGUUCGAGUGGCUCGGACUGCCUUGGGUUCAUUCUCGAGAACCUUCUCUUCAGAUGCAUUGGUUGAAGUCAAGCCAGGCGAGGUCGGAAUGGUAUCCGGAAUUCCUGAAGAACAUCUUCGUAGGAGGGUUGUGAUUUACUCACCUGCAAGAACUGCUACUCAACAAGGAUCUGGGAAAGUUGGUAGGUGGAAGAUCAAUUUUGUGUCGACACAAAAGUGGGAGAACCCAUUGAUGGGUUGGACAUCAACAGGGGACCCUUAUGCUAAUGUUGGUGAUUCUGCACUCGGUUUUGAUAGUGAAGAAGCUGCUAAGUCUUUUGCCGAGAGACAUGGGUGGGAUUACGUGGUUAAAAAGCGCCAAACACCAGUGCUGAAGCUGAAGUCGUAUGCGGAUAACUUCAAGUGGAAGGGACCUGCUGUAUCUGCAGAAUGAUUAAGUUAAUUUUGCAGAUCCUGUUGCUUUUAUUCAAACCAUUAAUUAAGUUGUGAGACUCCUCUGCUCAGGUUUUAUCUGUUGCACAUUUUCUGAUGUAUCUGUUUGUGACGAUUGGAUCAAAAUAAAUGCGAUCAACAGCGAUCAAAUGGGUGUUUACCAUUUUAUCUAAUUUCUCCUCCAUUCAUUUAUGAUA